UGCCUUCUGGUAUUCAGCAAAUCAUUGUAGGAGGACGCAACACGCCUUCCUACGAGUUUUAACCCAAGAGGAGAGCCGGAGAAGGCUUCUACAACUUGGAUAUGCUGGGAGGAGAUAACAAUCUUUACCCAUUUGUGUAUCUGUUGCCAAACGGAGAUCUUUUCGUUUUCACAAACAGGAAUUUCGUGCAAUUGAAUUGGAACUCGAGCAAGGUCGUGAGGGGAUAUCCUCAAAUUCUUGAAAACCCCCGUAACUAUCCUUCUGCUGGAUCUGCUGUCAUGCUUCCCUUGACAUGGCAGACAGGUUUCGGGUUUGCACAGAUUAUGGUGUGUGGAGGUGCAGCCGCUGGUGCCUCGAAUGCUAGAAAUGCGAACGCCCCAGCGUCGUUCAGCUGCGGGACAAUCGUGGCUAGCUCCGGAAACCCCGUCUGGGCUAUGCAGAACAUGCCAAUUCGGCGUGUUAUGGGCGACAUGAUCAACCUGCCAACCGGAGAUAUUUUGAUCAUCAACGGUGCCCAGAACGGCUAUCAGGGAUGGGGAAAGGCCAACAACCCUGCCUUGAAUCCAGUGAACUACAACCCCGUGACCAAGCAGUUCCAGAUCUAUGCAAAGACCAACAUUCCCCGCAUGUAUCAUUCCACUGCAAACUUACUAUCUGACGGAAGAGUGCUCCUGGCCGAAAGCAACACCCACCAGUUCUACACGUACAAUGGACAAUAUCCUACUGACCUGCGAGUUGAGGCGUUCUCUCCUCCUUACUUGGGUGCAGGAUUCAAUGGUGUAAGGCCUGCCAUCCAAGGAUAUCCCAAUCGGAUCAAAUACAAGCAGGUGUUUGUCGUGAACUUCGCUGUGGGCCAAAGAGUGGGUGCAGUGGAGGUGAACAUGAACAGCGCUCCCUACGUGAUGCACUCCUUCGCGUAGGGUCAAAGGCAAAUGAAGCUGAAGACGAUGUUGCCUACCAAGGCGGGCAAUGGCUGGUCGGUGCAGGUGACCGCAGUCCCCGAAAACACCAUCGCCCCUCCCACAUACUACCUUCUGUUUGUGGUCCAAAACGGAAUUCCCUCCAAGGGUGUGUGGAUCAAGCAGAACAAUUAACUGUGCCCUUGUGACGAUUGCCGCAGUCGAGUUAAACCUCGGUGUAGAACAUUGAGCUGGUGAAUAGGUCGAUCGAAGUAUUAUUUCUCUGUGUCAGCCCUUCCAGGACUUGCACUUGUUACUGGGAGUUGUACAAUCGUGACACAGACGUCUAGAUAGAGUUGCGAGUGUGUCGACGGUGUGGUGAGCGUCUCUUGGUGGCUUUUGGAGUGUUGAUUAUUGUUCAUUAGAUCAAUGCGAGGAUAGUGGGGAUCUUUGCAAAUUGAGCACUGAUGUGGCACAUGGGGCGAUCGGAAGUCCAAGAAGAAUCGGUUAUUGUGUCCAGAGAUAAUAAAGGUGGGCCGUGCGUUGUCCUGCUGCCACGACGGUAGUUAACUGAAUAAAGCAAGACUUCACUGACGAGUAUACACGGGUCGACGUUUUUAGGGUGUCGGUGCAGUGAAGGUCGUGGAGGAGUUGCCGCAACCAUACAAGUUCGGACACGGCUGUGGCCAUGGCGACAUGCUCAGCCUCGAUGCCGGAUAGGGCUGUCGUCUUUUGGCGCGUGGAGCUCUAACUGAUGGCGCCUGUUGACAGAAGAAAAACGUAGCCGGAUGUCGAGCGGCGUUGAUCCACUUCGCCUGCCCAGUCGGCAUCGCUGAAGCCGUAGAGAGGGCGCGGCACAGUAGAAGUGCGGCGGUACUCCAGGUAGUGGUCGAUAGUGCCGCGGAGGUACCGAACCACAUGUUUACAUGCACGUAUAUGGGCAUCGCCCGGGUUGUGCAUAUAUUGAGCAAGAACGCUGACCGUGAACGAGAGAUCCGGGCGAGUGCACAAGCUGGCCCAGUUCAGCGACCCCACAGCAUUCGCAUAGGGGAAGGCAGCAUUAAGGGCAGUUUGGGCAGAGGAGGACGGACAGUCGGCCGCUGAAAGAUGAGUCCCAGGGGCCAGCGGGGUCGACACAGGUUUGGAGGCGAGGAAACCGAAUUCCGCAAGCCUCUGUGUGAUGUAAAGAGCUUGUGUGAUUCGGAACCAUCCGUGAUCAAGAUUUCGAGUGACCUGUAAACUGAGCAGGUGAUGUACUUCGCCGAGAUCGGAGAGUAAGAAGCGAGAGUUGAGUUGUCGCUUGAUCGAAUGGGGCAAGGGGAGGGAGUUCGCCGCGAUGAGAGUGUCAUCGACGUAGAGGGUGAGGACCGCGAAGUCAGAGCGGUUCUGUAACACAUAGACAUUCCCAUCCGCAGCAGAAUUUGUGAAGCCGAGGGUAAGUAAAAAUUUGUUUAUGACCGUAAACCAUUCUCGGGGAGACUGUUUCAACCCGUAGAGGGUCUUGAGUAAGCGGCAGACCAUGCCGGGGCGGGGGUACGCCUUUGUUGGUGCGAGAAGCCUUGCGAACGGGUACAGGAGAGGUUCCAUGCGGGGAUUCAACAGGAGAGUCAGCAACAUGGUCCGUGCUGGGAGCUUGUUUGUGGUGUCCUAAAUGAGGCAUGAGGGCCAAGCCGGUGGGAGACCGGACGUCAUGCCGCGGGGACGGUCUAGCCGGGAGGAGUGGUGGUACCUUGGGCAAGGAGGAUUGUUCAAGUCGGGACUGAGCACGGGCGGAAUCUGGAGCCAGGGGAAGCAAAAAAUGAAAAUUGCUCAACCCCGGGCUGGGGCCAUCAGCAGCAUCUGGUUCCGGAGCAGCAGACGAGAGGUGAUCAUCAAGAGGAUUCGUGACAGGUAGUGAAGGAGGACGUUGAUGCUGGUCCGACGGCACCUGCGGAGCAUCAGAAAGAGGGUGCUGGGGCUCACGCGUGGAUACACGCGCAGGUGGAGUGGCAGGGGGCUGCGACCCGCUGGGAAGGAAGAAAUGUGGGUCUUCCUGGAGUCUGGCAUCGGGUGAGGGGCUGGCCUUAACAUGUUGGCGGGGAGGAGCAGGCUCCUUCUGAAAGAUGACGUCCCUGGAGACGACGGUGGCGCCGGUGCGGAGGAGUUGAACCUUGUAUCCCUUGCUGACCGGGCUAUAGCCAAGGAAUAUGCAAGCCUCCGUUUUUACAUCAAGCUUGACACGGAGCGGAUCAGGGAUUUUGGCAUAACAUCGACUUCCAAAUACACGAAUGUGAAUGAGAUCGGGCUUCUGCUUGUGCCACAUCUCGAAUGGAGUGGUGUGAGAAGGAAUAGCCUUCGUGGGAAGUCGAUUUUGUAUAUACGCAGCACAGGUGACUGCUUCUCCCCAAUACGAUCUAGAGAGUUGAGCUUCAUGGAGCAUGCACCUUGUGGUGUCUAGGAGAGUUCGAUUCUUGGUUUCAGCCACACCAUUUUGGCGUGGUGUAUAAGCUGUGGUGAGUUGACGUUGAAUUCCAUGUUCUUCCGGGUAGUGAGUGAAUUCUGAAGAUAAGUACUCUCCUCCUUGAUAGGAGCGGAGAGUUCUGAUUUUAUAGCCGGUUUGAUUCUCAACCCAUGUGUGAAAAAUUUUGAAUUCAUAUAGACAUUCGCUCUAUUUUUGUAAUAGUCUUAGUACCGUAUAUCUGGAAAAGUCGUAGAUGAAUGUAACAUAGUAUUCGUAGCCAGAGAAUGUUGGAGUAGCCAUGCGGCCGCUUAAAUCAGAGUAGAUUAAUUCGAGAGGUUGAGUGGCUCUUGUAGUCGCUUGUUUUGGAAAUUUUUUGGCUGUAUGUUUGCCAUGGAAGCAUGUCAGGCACACUUGGUUGGAGAUCGUUUUGAGGUGGAUUCCCGUGACAACUGAGUUGGUGAUUAAGUGCUUCAGGCGGUCACUACUGGGAUGACCAAGCCUUUGAUGCUACAAGAAUUGUUGCGAGCUUGGAAUUGAGGCGACAGCUUGAGUGGCUUCGGGCAACGGGACUGUAGUGGGUCGUAGUGUCGUAAUAUGGGCGAAAAAGACAUAAGCAGCAAGAGGCAGCCAGUUCGGCCAUGGAGGGAUCUCCGGGAGGCCAUGGUGUCCUUGCAAGUUUGUUGUGCCGAGGUGGAGAGGAAUCUGCUGUGCUCCAUGGUGACGAGUAGGAUUCUGAGGCUCUGGUAGUGGUAGUUGAGAGGCAUGGAAGUUGAGGGCGGAAGAUAACUCCAUGUUGACUAUCCACCAAUUUUUUUGGCAUUUUUUUGGCAUAAGAUUGUUUUUGAAGUUGCUAUUCUAUUUA
Molecule: messenger RNA, 4201 nt
Organism: Physcomitrium patens
Lineage: Eukaryota; Viridiplantae; Streptophyta; Bryopsida; Funariales; Funariaceae
Product: aldehyde oxidase GLOX
Source: RefSeq, a predicted model, not a curated record